This is a messenger RNA of Venustampulla echinocandica, 4476 nucleotides long. RefSeq lists its product as uncharacterized. The record is from RefSeq and is a predicted model, not a curated record. Lineage: Eukaryota; Fungi; Ascomycota; Leotiomycetes; Helotiales; Pleuroascaceae. Gene Ontology annotation, cellular component: membrane. The transcript is spliced from 4 exons. Gene Ontology annotation, molecular function: ATP binding; ATP hydrolysis activity; ABC-type transporter activity. Gene Ontology annotation, biological process: transmembrane transport. Bases 1 to 4476 code for a protein of 1491 amino acids.
AUGCCACUGCAGGAGCACCACGAAAAGGCCCCAGGAGCUGUCCACGAAUCACCAGUGCCUUCCGCGCCCGCAAGCAAUACCGUCCGGGCCUCAACCGAUACUAUUACAGAUCCCGAAAUAGAAAGGGAAAAUGCGCGAAACAGCAACCCGAAUGGCUUUGUGGGGACAGGCGGUGGAGUGAACGUUGAAGCUGCCGAGGCCGAAUUCGAAACCCUAAAUCGCCAGUUGUCCGGCAUCAGCCAAGCAAGCCGACGUUUGUCGAAGACGCAAUCGAGACAAUCAAAACAUAAGGCUGCAUUCACUGAAGGCGACAUCGAAAAGGGACGAUCUUCAGGCUCCUCAUCCUCCGAGGAGCCGUUUGAUCUCGCGACCACCCUUCGUGGAAAUCAUGCUGCAGAAAGGGAGUCGGGCAUUCGACCAAAGCACAUAGGUGUUAUAUGGGAUGGCCUUACUGUUUUUGGAAAUGGCGGGGUUACGAACUUUGUCAAGACAUUCCCGGAUGCGUUCGUCGACUUUUUUAAUGUCUUUGGGACAAUAAAAGGUAUCCUUGGUCUUGGGAAGAAAGGAGCCGAGGUUAAGAUAUUGGAUGACUUUCGUGGUUUGGCCAGACCGGGGGAGAUGGUAUUAGUCCUGGGCCGACCUGGCUCCGGCUGUACAACGUUUCUCAAGGUUAUUGCAAACCAACGCUACGGGUAUACGAAAGUAGAUGGCGAAGUUCUCUACGGCCGGCUCGACGCAAAGACUUUUGGAACGCUUUAUCGUGGCGAGGCGGUAUACAACCAGGAAGAUGAUAUCCAUCAUCCAACUCUCACCGUUGGACAGACACUGGGAUUUGCUUUGGAUACGAAAACUCCCGGAAAGCGGCCGCAUGGCAUGUCCAAGUCCGACUUCAAAGAUAGGGUCAUCACUACAUUACUUCGUAUGUUCAAUAUCGAGCAUACUAAGAAUACCAUUGUAGGGAAUGCUUAUGUCAGAGGUGUGUCCGGAGGGGAACGAAAGCGAGUUUCUAUCGCCGAAAUGAUGGUCACAGGUGGUACUGUAUGCGCCUGGGAUAACUCGACUCGCGGAUUGGACUCGUCGACUGCGUUGGAUUACGCCAAGUCACUUCGGAUUUUGACAAAUCUCUACAAUACAACCACCUUUGUCUCAUUGUACCAAGCUAGUGAAAAUAUUUUCAAGCAAUUUGACAAGGUCAUGGUUAUUGAUGCUGGGAGACAGGUGUACUAUGGCUCUGCAAGUGAAGCCAGAGCUUAUUUCGAAGGCCUUGGAUUCAAAGAACGGCCGCGGCAGACGACGCCCGACUUCCUUACUGGAUGUACUGAUGAGUUCGAGCGCGAAUAUGCUGAUGGCCGAUCGGCUGAGAAUGCGCCUUCAAGUCCGGAGUCGCUCGCUCAGGCUUUUAACGGCUCAAAGUUUAAAAAGAUUCUUAACGACGAGAUGGUCGAAUACCGGAAGUCGAUCGCGGAAGACCAGCAGAAGCAUGAAGAUUUCAAAGUUGCAGUUACCGACAGCAAGCGCGGAGGAGCUUCAAAGAAAUCCGUCUAUAGCAUACCAUUCUAUCUCCAGGUCUGGGCACUUAUGCAUCGGCAAUAUCUGAUCAAAUGGCAGGACAAAUUCUCCCUAGUCGUCAGUUGGGUUACCAGUAUUGUCAUCGCCAUCGUGCUUGGCACUACCUGGUUGAACAUCCCACAAACGUCCGCUGGUGCCUUCACAAGAGGUGGUCUAUUUUUCAUCAGCGUGUUAUUCAACGCAUUCCAAGCCUUUUCUGAGUUAGCAAAUACGAUGCUCGGCCGCCCAAUCGUCAACAAACAAAAAGCUUAUACUUUCUAUCGGCCUUCCGCACUUUGGAUCGCCAAUAUUAUUGUCGAUUUGGCUUUCGCGGCAGCCCAGAUCCUGGUAUUUUCUCUCAUCGUUUACUUCAUGUGUGGUCUAGUUCGCGAUGCAGGAGCUUUCUUCACAUUUUACAUCGUAAUCAUCACUGCAUAUUUGGCUAUGACGCUAUUGUUCCGCAUCAUUGGCUGUGUUAGCAUGGAUUUCGACUAUGCUAUAAAGUUUGCGGCUACUACUAUUACACUACUUAUUGUCACUUCGGGAUACUUAGUCCAAUAUCAAUCCGAGAAAGUUUGGUUGCGAUGGAUUUACUGGAUUAACGCCUUGGGUCUAGGAUUCUCAACGCUGAUGGAAAACGAAUUUAGUCGAGUACAGCUAACAUGUACAACUGAAUCCUUGGUGCCUUCUGGGCCAGGUUACGACAGCAUUGCGAAUCAGGUCUGCACUCUUCCGGGAAGCGUGUCCGGCUCGAAUAUCGUUUCUGGCUCAGCGUAUAUCACUACAGGCUUCUCGUACAAUCCUGGCGAACUAUGGCGCAACUUUGGGAUUAUUAUAGCUAUAAUUGUUGGAUGCCUCAUCGCAAAUGUGACUUUGGGCGAGAUGUUUAGUUUUGGUGCUGCCGGGAAUGCUGCGAUGUCUUUCCAAAAGCCCAACAAGGAACGCAAGGAGCUUAAUACCGCGCUCAUAGCAACGAGAAAUGCUCGCAGAACUUCGAAGAAUGAAGCCGAGGCCACCGAAAUGAACAUCGCCUCCAAGGCUGUCCUAACCUGGGAGGAGCUAGUCUAUCAUGUCCCCACCCCCUCCGGUCAACUACGCCUGUUGAACAACGUUUAUGGAUAUGUCAAGCCUGGAGAGCUUACAGCCUUGAUGGGAGCGAGCGGUGCCGGGAAGACAACUCUUCUAGACGUGUUGGCAGCACGAAAGAAUAUAGGUGUCAUCUCUGGUGAUAUACUAGUAGAUGGGAUAAAACCCGGGUCUGGUUUCCAGGGCGGCACCUCUUAUGCUGAACAACUCGACAUUCAUGAGCCUACACAAACAGUCCGCGAAGCCCUUCGAUUCUCCGCGGAUCUUCGCCAACCGUACGAGGUUCCCCAAGCCGAGAAAUACGCAUAUGUCGAAGAAGUUAUUAGUCUACUAGAGAUGGAAGAAAUGGCUGAUGCAAUUAUCGGGGACCCAGAAUCCGGCCUAGCUGUCGAGCAACGGAAACGUGUUACGAUCGGUGUCGAGCUGGCCGCUAAACCUGAGCUCUUGCUCUUUUUAGAUGAACCUACGUCCGGUCUUGAUUCCCAGUCUGCGUUCAAUAUUGUCCGGUUUUUGAAGAAGCUAGCAAAUGCUGGUCAAGCUAUUCUUUGCACUAUUCACCAGCCGAAUGCUGCUCUGUUCGAAAACUUUGAUAGGCUACUAUUACUACAACGCGGCGGACAGACUGUUUAUUUUGGAGAUAUUGGAGAUGAUGCCUGUAUUCUACGGGAUUAUUUACGUCGACAUGGUGCCGAUUGUCCUUCGGAUGCUAAUCCGGCUGAAUUUAUGCUUGAUGCAAUCGGAGCUGGACAAGCACCACGGAUGGGAGACAGAGACUGGGGCGACAUUUGGGUUGAAUCCCCAGAACUAGCCAAUAUCAAAGACAGCAUAUCCCAAAUGAAGGCGAAAAGACUCGCAGAAGUAGGCAGCCAUGCAAAGAAUGAGAGAGAGUAUGCCGCGCCGCUCCUUCAUCAACUCAAGAUCGUCCAAAAGCGAACCAACCUAUCAUUCUGGAGAUCACCCAACUAUGGCUUUACUCGACUUUUCAACCAUGUUAUUGUUGCACUUAUUAAUGGCCUUGCGUAUCUCAACCUAGACAACUCGAGGGCCUCGCUCCAGUACAGAGUAUUUAUCAUCUUCCAGGUUACUGUGCUUCCUGCCUUAAUCUUGGCUCAAGUUGAGCCUAAGUACGCCAUAUCUAGAAUGAUAUUCUACCGCGAGGCCUCUUCCAAGAUGUACGGGCAGUUCGCGUUUGCCUCAUCUCUUGUGGUUGCCGAGAUGCCUUAUUCUAUAAUAUGCGCCGUCGCUUUCUUCCUCCCACUCUACUACCUCCCCGCGUUCUCCCAUGAUUCAUACCGUGCCGGUUAUCAAUUUUUGAUGGUCCUCAUCACCGAAAUCUUCUCCGUCACUCUCGGCCAAAUGGUUGCAGCCCUGACGCCAACACCGCUUUUCUCCGCGCUCCUUAACCCGUUUAUCAUGAUCACGUUCGCUCUCUUCUGUGGUGUCACUAUUCCAAAAUUACAAAUGCCGAAAUUCUGGCGCUCUUGGCUUUACGAAUUGGACCCCUUCACUAGACUUAUUGGCGGUAUGGUGGUGACGGAACUGCACGAGCGGCCGGUGACAUGUAGUCCUCACGAGUUUCAGCACUUUACUGCUCCCGCUGGGCAGACUUGUGGGGAGUACAUGAGCAACUACUUCCAACGUGGAGGGCUAGGGUAUAUCGCCAAUAAUGCUACGAGUGCUUGUGAGUACUGUGCAUUUAAAGUGGGGGAUCAGUUCUACGAAGGCCUCAGCUUCAAUUAUGAGAAUCGAUGGCGAGACAUGGGUAUUUUCGUUGCGUUUAUUGGAAGUAAUUUGAUCAUCCUGUUCUUGAGCUCGAGAUAUUUGAAUUUCAAUCGCAGAUAA